CCCCUCUCUCUAACUGCUCCAGAUUCACCUAUACGUAUACUAUAUCUAUAUCUAUACAUCUCUUCUUCAUCUCUACACACACACACGCACACACACAUAUAUAUAAAACUUUCUCGUUUUUAUAUAUAUAAGAUAGAGGGUAUAUAUAUCUAUAUAUCUAUAUAUCUAUAUAUAUAUAAUAAUAAUAAUAUAAGCUUUAAUUCCUGGGUUCUUUGCGAUAGAGAGAAAUGGAAAUGAAUAAUGGUUCUGAAUCGCAGAAGGAGAACAAGACAGAGCAGCAUAAGCCGGCGCCGGCGCCGGCGGUUCCGGUGGCCGCAGCGCAGCAGCCGUGGGUGCCGAUGCAGUACGCGCCGCCCCCGGCGGCGGCCAUGGUAAUGCAGCACCAGUUCAUGCCGGCGCCGCCGCCUUACUCGCCUCAUUACAUGCCGUUCCACGGCGGCCACCACCACCCCAUUUCGCCGACGCAGGUGGCGGCGGCCCAGCCGCCGCCGCCGCUGCUGCAGCGCGGUGGAGGAUCCAACGGUGAGAACAGAACGAUCUGGGUGGGCGACCUCCACCAUUGGAUGGACGAGGAUUAUCUCCGCAACUGCUUUUCUACCACCGGAGAGGUUACCUCGUUAAAGGUCAUUCGAAACAAGCAGACUGGUUUCUCAGAGGGAUACGGUUUCGUGGAGUUCCUUUCGCACGCUGCUGCAGAGAAAGUUCUGCAGUCGUAUGGUUGCAUGGUGAUGCCUAAUACGGAGCAACAUUUCCGUUUGAAUUGGGCCACAUUUAGCAUGGGCGAGAAGCGUGCGAAUAAUGGGUCCGAUCUUUCCAUCUUCGUAGGAGAUUUAGCUGCUGAUGUUACCGACACCUUACUGCUCGAUACAUUCUCUAGUAAAUAUCCCUCUGUUAAAGCGGCUAAAGUAGUCAUCGAUGCCAAUACCGGUCGGUCUAAGGGUUACGGUUUUGUAAGGUUUGGAGACGAUAAUGAGAGGUCACAGGCCAUGACUGAAAUGAAUGGCGUGUAUUGUUCGAGCAGGCCUAUGCGAAUUGGUGCAGCUACUCCACGGAAAUCAUCGGGAUAUCAAAUGCAACACGGUGCACAAGGUGGAUAUGUGAAUGGUUCUCCAGCCCGUGGAUCACAAUCUGAUGGAGAUUCUACUAAUACGACAAUAUUUGUUGGGGGCCUCGACCCAAAUGUUAGCGAUGAAGAUCUGAGGCAGCCUUUCUUACAAUAUGGCGAAGUAGUUUCAGUAAAAAUUCCAGUCGGGAAAGGAUGUGGAUUCGUGCAAUUUGCCAACAGAAAUGAUGCUGAAGAAGCAUUGGAGAAGCUGAAAGGUCUCGUGAUUGGGAAACAGACAGUUCGCCUUUCUUGGGGGCGAAAUCCAGCGAACAGACAGUCGAGAUCUGAUUUCGUGAGCCCGUGGACUGGUCCAUAUUACGGGGGACACUUCUAUGAUGGCUAUGGUUACGCUUUCCAAGUGCCCCAUGACCCGAACAUGUAUGCUGCUGCAACGACGUAUGGCGCUUAUCCAAUGUAUGGGGCCCACCAGCCACAAGUAAGCUGAACGCGGCCUGCACGGGAGCUUCGAAAGGGGACGGGCUAUUGUUCUCCUAUCUUGAUUCAAGAAUCGCGACCACCGGGCAAUGUGAGCAACGGCUUUAGUUAUAUCGAUCUCUACGAAAAAAAAAAAAGGGAGCUGGAACUGAGUUUUGACAUGAACAUCCAUGAGAAGUAGUAGUUCUAUAUCUACUAGCGAAAUCGAAUCCUAUAAUCAAACAUUGACUACUAUGAAGUUUGGACAUUUAUUUUUCAUUUGAAAAUAAAUGAUGAUUUUGAAACUCCAUUUUCAA
Molecule: messenger RNA, 1836 nt
Organism: Ipomoea triloba (trilobed morning glory)
Lineage: Eukaryota; Viridiplantae; Streptophyta; Magnoliopsida; Solanales; Convolvulaceae
Product: polyadenylate-binding protein RBP47-like
Exons: 6
Coding region: 228-1550 (440 amino acids)
Cellular component (GO): cytosol
Molecular function (GO): mRNA binding
Source: RefSeq, a predicted model, not a curated record